AUGGAGAACGGGACGGGCGACGGCCCCCGGGCGGGCCCGGCCGGGCUGCCGCCCCCGCCGCUGGCCCUGCAGGUGGUCACCAUCGCCCUGGUGCUGCUCAUCUGCGGCGUGGGCAUCGCGGGCAACGCCAUGGUGGUGCUGGUGGUGGCCCGGAGCCGGCAGAUGGUGACGCCCACCAACUGCUACCUGGUCAGCCUGGCGGCGGCCGACCUGCUGGUCCUGCUGGCCGCCGGCCUGCCCAACAUCUCCGAGGUGCUGGCCGCCUGGGUCUUCGGCCAGGCCGGCUGCCUGGCCAUCACCUACCUGCAGUACCUGGGCGUCAACGCCUCCACCUGCUCCAUCGCCGCCUUCACGGUGGAGCGCUACCUGGCCGUCCGCCACCCGAUGCGGGCGCAGGGCCCGGGCACCGUGGCCCGCGCCAAGCGCGUCGUCGCCCUGGUCUGGCUGGCCACGGCGGGCUACUGCGUCGUCUGGCUCUUCCUGGCCGCCACCGAGGAGGUGGCCUUCGCCGACGGGGUCCGCCUGGUCUGCGGCUACCGCGUGUCCCGCUCCCUCUACCUGCCCAUCUACUUCUUGGACUUCGCCCUCUUCUACGCGGUCCCGCUGGGCCUGGCCGCCGUCCUCUACGGCCUCAUCGCCCGCAUCCUCUUCCUCGGGCCCCUGGCCGCCGCCCCCGACGACCCCCGCCGGCCGGGCGGGGCCGCCGCCUCGGUGCACCAGGGCCGGGGGCCCCUCCACCGGGCCGGCCGGACCAAGGGCGCCCUGACCUCUCGGAAGCAGGUCACCAAAAUGCUGGCCGUGGUGGUGAUCCUCUUCGCCCUGCUCUGGUUGCCCUACCGCACUUUGGUGGUGGUCAACUCCUUCCUCAACAGCCCCUACCUGAACAUCUGGUUCCUGCUUUUCUGCCGGCUCUGCAUCUACCUGAACAGCGCCAUCAACCCCAUCAUCUACAACCUGAUGUCUCAGAAGUUCCGGGCGGCCUUCCAGAGGCUGUGCGGGUGCGAGGGCGGGCGGCGGAAGCGGCAGCCCAAGACCCCGGCCCGGUGCGACGUCCCCGUCCUCUACAGCGUCAUGAGGGACAGGUCCCACCACAGCUCUGACCACGACCUCCCCCCGGACCUCGAGGGGCCCAACGGCUGCCCGAAGACCGCCCCGGCCGAGAGCCGGGCGUUCAGAUAGGACGGAG
Messenger RNA from Ornithorhynchus anatinus (platypus), 1186 nucleotides. RefSeq names its product thyrotropin-releasing hormone receptor-like. Gene Ontology annotation, cellular component: membrane. Gene Ontology annotation, biological process: phospholipase C-activating G protein-coupled receptor signaling pathway. Lineage: Eukaryota; Metazoa; Chordata; Mammalia; Monotremata; Ornithorhynchidae. The record is from RefSeq and is a predicted model, not a curated record. Gene Ontology annotation, molecular function: thyrotropin-releasing hormone receptor activity. Bases 1 to 1179 code for a protein of 392 amino acids. The transcript is spliced from 2 exons.